Messenger RNA from Cercospora beticola, 1794 nucleotides. RefSeq names its product MDR family MFS transporter. The record is from RefSeq and is a predicted model, not a curated record. Gene Ontology annotation, cellular component: plasma membrane. Gene Ontology annotation, molecular function: transmembrane transporter activity. Gene Ontology annotation, biological process: transmembrane transport. Lineage: Eukaryota; Fungi; Ascomycota; Dothideomycetes; Mycosphaerellales; Mycosphaerellaceae.
AUGAUCUCCGCAAAGAACCCUGCCAAGUCUGGCGCUCAUAACAGGAUCGACACCAAGGUGGAACAUGGAACCGAUCAGAAGACAGGACAAGCCACGACGCCAGUAUCUCUGGACAAGAGUGAUGAUGACUUCAGCGAGAAGAGAGACGACGGUAAUUCCAGCAAAGGGAAAACUGACAGUCUCGCUGGGGACAAGAGUGCAAAAGCAGAUCCAUCAGAGGACGAAGUGGGGACGAGCCAGCAAUACCCCGGCGGUUGGAAGCUUGCGCUGGCAUUCGCGGCACUGAUCCUUGUCCUUCUUGUUGGUGGCAUCGAUAGCACAAUUCUGGCAACUGGAGUUCCAACCAUCACUGACGAAUUCAACAUUACCGCAGACGUGGGAUGGUACCUAACAUCUUAUCGCCUGGCCGCCUGCGCAAUGCAAUUUCCGUUCGGGAAGCUCUACAAACAUUUUCCGACGAAAUAUGUUUUCAUGACGUCUAAUUUCGCGUUCAUGGUUGGGUCUCUGCUAUGCGCUGCAGCUCAGACCUCGCCAAUGUUCAUCGUUGGCCGGACUCUUGCUGGAGUAGGAAUUGCUGGCGGUUCUGCUGGAUUCUUCAACUUGAUCAUGGAGGUGGUGGCGCCUCAACUCCGUCCCAUGCUUGGAGGUAUCUUUGGGUCAAUUGAGAUGUUAUCCGGUAUUUUGGGUCCCGUCAUUGGAGGAGUAAUAGUCCAGCACACAACGUGGCGAUGGUGUUUUUGGAUCAACAUUCCUAUUUGUGUUGCUGCUCUGGUCUCUAUGUUCCUCUUCUUGCCCUGCAUUCCGAAAUCACAAGAAGAUGAUCGGGCACUGACAUUUUCCGGAUUACUUCGAGAGAUGGACGUCAUCGGAAUGGUCCUCAUGACUGGCGGCCUUGUGGCUCUCUUCCUCGCCAUCAACUGGGGCGGAGUCACUCGUGCUUGGAACAGCCCUACAAUCAUCACCCUCUUCGUUCUAUUUGGGUCCCUGCAAGCAAUUUUCGCCUUCCACGCAGCCCGGACCGGAGAGAAGGGUAUUCUGCCCCCACGUCUUAUCAAGAAUCGAAACGUCUACAGUGGCCUCAUUUUCUCUCUGGGUUGCGUUUCGUCCCUCAGUAUCGUAGAGUACUAUGUUCCAACCUAUUACCAGAUCGUGCACGACUUCAGCCCUCAAAAAUCGGGCUUUCUGAUGCUGCCAAGCCUCAUCGCAACACUUGCUGGAUUUCUGAUUCAAGGUGCAGGAGCUAGCUACUUUGGCUACUACACUCCUUUCUCGCUGGCGGGUUCGAUCUUAAUGCCGGUAUCUGCUGGCUUGAUCACGACGUGGGGUCCGAGAACGUCUUUGGCUCAGCUGAUAAUCUUCCUCGCCAUGGUAGGCUUUUCGACCGGCAUCGGCUUCCAAGGUCCCUUGAACGCAGUGCAGACGACUUUGAAGAAAGAAGACGUCCCGCUAGGCAUAGCUGUUGUACUUUUCGCGCAAAUGUUCGGUCCGGCGAUCUUUGUAUCUGUUGGACAGACUAUUUUUGCGAAUGGACUGGCUAGAGACCUGCGUCGGCUUUUCCCUGAACGAGAUACUAGUGGAAUUCCCGACAUGGGCCUCAACGAGAUCAAAUCGUCUUUCAGUGGCGAAGAUCUGCGAAAGCUCGUCUCAGUAUUUAACGAGGCUAUUACAGGAGCCUGGUAUCUGGCUCUAGGACUGACAUGCCUGACUCUCAUAGGAUCACUUCUGAUGCCUUGGGCGAAGAUCACCAAAGAUGAGAAACCUAAAGACGAAGAGAGCGCCGUUAAAGGUGACUGA